UCAGUGUGCCCCCUUACAUUAGGUGUGCCCAUCAGAGUGCUCCUUUACAUCAGUUGUCCCAAUCAGAGUGCCCCUUUACAUCAGGUAUCCCCAUCACAUUGCAACCUUGCAUCAGGUAUUCCCAUCAGAGUGCCCCCUUACACUCAAAGUACCCCUUUCUAUCAUAUUUCCCCAUCAGAGUGCCCCUUUAUGUCAUAUUCCCCAUCAGAGUGCCCCUUUCCAUCACAAGUGCCCAUCAAAGUGCCCCUUUCCACAGUAUGUGACCAUUUGUGCCCCCUUAACAUAAAAUGUGCCCAUAAGAAUGUCCCUUGACA
Molecule: messenger RNA, 314 nt
Organism: Staurois parvus
Lineage: Eukaryota; Metazoa; Chordata; Amphibia; Anura; Ranidae
Source: the annotation of a GenBank genome assembly